GACACUCCCUCCAUGCGCAGGUUAUCCACAGCAGCGCAACACGUCCAAGCCAGCCUCGCUUACGGUGUUCCAGCCCGGACCACUUUGGAAGCACAGCCCGAGUCAACUUGAGCCUGGACUAGAGGACAGGAAGGAGGAUGGAAGACCGGAAAGACCCCUGACGCGCGUCUUUUGCGCACCAAAGUGAGAAAGAGGAUGCAUCCAAAGGGUUCCAGUCAAGGAAUGCUCCUGCAGGUGGGAUAGAUGCUCUAAGGAUUGGAUACAUUCAGGAGAAUCUGGACUUCCAGACCGGAUCCGGGUUGUGAGGGAGCUCACAUUUUGAAGGAUUACCAGGAGGAGGAGUUUUUAUUUUAUUUUUGCUGCGAGCGUAGAGGUUUCAUGUCGGAGAAGACUUUUGCGUUGCCAUGACGAGCGAGGAGGAGGAGGAGGGCCCCGGCGUUGCGGCAUCAUCGGCUCAGUUGGCUGUGACCAUCUCCCGGGCGACGGCGGCCGCAGCCGGUGGCGAUGGCGGCGAUGAUGCUAUCAUCCAACCCUCCUCCCCCUGCAGGCGCUCCACCUAUCACCUCCCUUGUCCCAACGAAGAGGAGGAGGAGGAGGAAAAGGAGAAGAUAGAGGAGGACAAGCAACUGGAGGUAGUGGAUGAUGACGGUGAUGAUGAUGUCAGCAGUACCACCAGCGUUCUGGUGGUGCCGUAUCCCGAGCUGGUCCCCGUGGUCUUCUUCUGCCUCAAGCAGACCACAUGUCCUCGCAGCUUGUGCAUCCGCAUGGUCUCCAGUCCUUGGUUCGAGCGUGUGAGCAUGAUGGUGAUCCUGCUGAACUGCGUCACUUUGGGAAUGUACCAACCCUGCGCCACCAUCGACUGCUCCUCCGAUCGAUGCCAAAUACUGCAGGCCUUCGACGCCUUCAUCUACAUCUUCUUCGCCAUGGAGAUGGUCAUCAAGAUGGUGGCGCUGGGAAUCUUUGGCCGGCGCUGUUACCUUGGCGACACGUGGAACCGACUGGACUUCUUCAUCGUCAUGGCAGGGAUGGUGGAGUAUUCCCUGGACCUGCAGAACAUCAACUUCACAGCCAUCAGGACGGUGCGUGUCCUGCGACCGCUGAAAGCCAUCAACAGAGUGCCGAGCAUGCGUAUCCUGGUCAACCUGCUGCUGGACACGCUCCCCAUGCUGGGCAACGUCCUGCUGCUGUGCUUCUUCGUCUUCUUCAUCUUCGGCAUCAUCGGCGUGCAGCUGUGGGCGGGCCUUCUGAGGAACCGCUGCUACCCGGAAGAGAAUUUCACGCUCACUUCCGGCAUCAGCCUGCCGCGUCCUUAUUACAUGGCGAGUGAGGAUGACGAGCGGCCCUUCAUCUGCUCGCUGCCAGUGGACAACGGCAUCAUGUCAUGUUCAUACGUGCCGGCGCGCCGUGAGGGGGGCCACACGUGCUGCCUGGACAAGGACGACGUGCUGUACCGCCAGUCGCUGGGCCUCAGCGUGGAGGUGCCGGCCAACGGCAGCAUGGGCGUGUCGGGCCUGUGCGUCAACUGGAACCAGUACUACACCAGGUGUCACACCGGGUCCAGCAACCCCCACAAGGGGGCCAUCAACUUUGACAACAUCGCCUACGCCUGGAUCGUCAUCUUCCAGGUGAUCACUCUGGAAGGCUGGGUGGAGAUCAUGUACUACGUGAUGGACGCACAUUCCUUCUACAACUUCAUCUACUUCAUCCUGCUCAUAAUUGUGGGCUCCUUCUUCAUGAUCAACCUGUGCCUGGUGGUCAUUGCCACACAGUUCUCGGAGACCAAGCAGAGGGAGCAUCAGCUGAUGCAGGAGCAGCGAGCCCGAUGCUUGUCGUCAUCCACGCUGGCCAGCGAGCCCGGCGACUGCUACGAGGAGCUCUUCCAGCUCAUCUGCCACAUGAUCCGGAAGGCCCGCAGACAGACCGUCACCCUCUUCAACACCCUGCGCGGGAAACCUCGCGGCUUCAGGGGUGUCGGAAGAGGCAGGCGAGGCGACGGCAGGGACAGGAAGACCAACGGGAGAGGAGGGCGGGAGAGAAGAGCUGUUUUCCGACCUGGUCCACCCUGCCCCCACCAUUACAAACCCAACCACGCCCCCUCAGGUGAGCCCAUGGCACUUACCAACACCCCCUCCACUGCGGGCGGCUGCCCCCAAUGCGCCGCCACCUUGGCGCUCACUGAUGGGACCAUGGCGGCGGGACGCGUCACAGCCAAAGAGGAGGCGGAGGAUGGCGCGUUGGAGGAGGAAGACAAGGAGCGAGGACAGUGUGGGAUCAAAGAGAGGUCAUGCCAGGGGGGCGCCGCGGGGGGCACCAUAGGCUGCAGCCCCCGAGAGCAGUGCAGGACGCUGUGGUACGACGCGAGGAUGAAGCUGUGGGGCAUCGUGGAGAGCAAGUACUUCAACCGAGGCAUCAUGAUCGCCAUCCUCAUCAACACUGUCAGUAUGGGCAUCGAACAUCACGAGCAGCCUGAGGAGCUGACAAACGUGCUGGAGAUCUGCAACAUUGUCUUCACCAGCAUGUUUUCUUUGGAGAUGAUCCUCAAGCUCACCGCCUUUGGUUCCUUCAACUACCUGAGGAACCCUUACAACGUCUUCGAUGGCGUCAUCGUCAUCAUAAGCGUCUGUGAGAUCGUGGGUCAAUCCGACGGCGGCUUGUCGGUGCUGAGAACGUUCCGGCUGCUGCGGGUGCUCAAGCUGGUGAGGUUCAUGCCGGCCCUUAGAAGACAACUGGUGGUCCUCAUGAAGACCAUGGACAACGUGGCCACCUUCUGCAUGCUGCUCAUGCUUUUCAUUUUUAUCUUCAGCAUUUUGGGGAUGCACAUCUUUGGCUGCAAAUUCAGCCUGAAGACCGAGACGGGAGACACAGUACCAGACAGGAAGAACUUUGACUCCCUGCUGUGGGCCAUCGUCACCGUCUUUCAGAUCCUGACCCAGGAGGACUGGAACGUGGUCUUGUACAACGGCAUGGCGGCCACUUCACCCCUGGCCGCUCUCUACUUUGUGGCCCUGAUGACCUUUGGGAACUACGUCCUCUUCAACCUGCUGGUGGCCAUUUUGGUGGAGGGCUUCCAGGCGGAGGGUGAUGCCAAUCGUUCUUAUUCAGACGACGACCGCUCUUCUUCCAACUUCGAUGAGAGCGAGAAGCACGACUCCAUAAAACUAUCGGACCCAAGGAUCUGCACCUUGACGCCCAACGGUCACCUGGAGCUGGGAGCCCUCACGGGGCCCAGGGGCUCCCACUCCUCAGAGAGGCGGAGUUUCACCGGCGAGUCCCGAAAGAGCAGCGUGAUGAGCAAAGGCAGCCUGGAGAGACGCUCCCUCUCUCUGCGGCACGGUCGCAGUUCCAACUACCACAACUGGGGGCGCCCUCUUCCCCCGCAGGCAGCAUGGAGCCGCAGGUCGAGUUCAAACAGCCUGGGUCGGAGGAACUACGGCUUUGGCGGUGCCCCGCUGGUGGGGGGCAGCCUCCGUGUGCACAGCACCCGCACGCCUUACUCCCACACACAUGCCCCCGAGCAGGAGUCCCUUCUCUCCCGACCCCCACAACACCAUCCACCCCAAGCCGGGCUCUUCCUGUCCAGACACUUUGCUGCCAGACGGGACCGCCGGGCGCUAUCCUUGGAGCUUGGACAGCCCCCCUGCCUUCCUCCUGUCAACACAGACUCUGUAAAAAGGUCUCCAGCCGGGGCGUCUAUCACGGAGGGUUCCGGGACCGGAAGCGGCUUCGGUGCUCACCACCGGGACUGCAAUGGCAAGACGCCCGGCGCCCACAGCCUUCUGAUGUCCGACGUUUUCCCCCAAGUCAACGCCCGCAAGGACCUGGAAGAAGAGACGGACUAUAGUGUUUGUUUCCGCAUGCAGAAGAUGUUUGAGGUGUACAAACCUGACUGGUGUGAAAGCAGAGAAGACUGGUCGGUCUACCUCUUUUCCCCUCAAAACAAGUUCAGGCUGCUGUGCCAAUCAAUCAUCGCUCACAAGCUCUUUGACUACGUGGUCUUGGUCUUCAUCUUCCUCAACUGCAUCACGGUGGCGCUGGAGAGGCCCAGGAUCCUUCAGGGAAGCCUGGAAAGGCUUCUUCUCACGCUUUCCAACUACAUCUUCACCGCCAUCUUUGUCACCGAGAUGACUGUCAAGGUGGUGUCCAUGGGGCUUUACCUGGGAGAGACGGCCUACUUGAGGAGCAGCUGGAACAUUCUGGACGGCUUCCUGGUCUUCGUAUCGCUCAUCGACAUCGUGGUGUCCAUGGCAGGCGGCGCCAAGAUCCUGGGCGUGCUCCGCGUUCUCCGGCUGCUCCGAACGCUCCGCCCCCUCAGGGUUAUCAGCAGAGCUCCCGGUCUGAAGUUGGUGGUGGAGACCCUCAUUACCUCCCUCAAGCCUAUCGGCAACAUUGUCCUCAUCUGCUGUGCCUUUUUCAUCAUCUUUGGAAUCCUGGGAGUUCAGCUCUUCAAGGGCAAGUUCUACUACUGUGUCGGCCUGGAUGUGAAGAACAUCACCAACAAAUCGGACUGCCUGGCUGCCAAUCACCGAUGGGUUCAUCACAAAUACAACUUUGACAAUCUUGGACAGGCUCUGAUGUCCUUGUUUGUGCUGGCCUCCAAAGACGGCUGGGUCAACAUCAUGUAUCAUGGACUGGAUGCAGUGGGGAUAGACCAGCAGCCAGUGACCAACAACAACCCGUGGAUGCUGCUCUACUUCAUCUCCUUCCUGCUCAUCGUCAGCUUCUUCGUGCUCAACAUGUUCGUGGGCGUGGUGGUGGAGAACUUCCACAAGUGUCGGCAGCACCAGGAGGUGGAGGAGGCGCGGCGGCGCGAGGAGAAGCGCCAGCGCCGAAUGGAGAAGAAGAGACGGAAGGCCCAGAAGCUUCCUUACUUUGCAUCGUACGGACCGGCGCGCCUGGCGAUCCACACGCUGUGCACCAGUCACUACCUGGACCUGGUCAUCACCUUCAUCAUUUGCAUCAACGUCAUCACCAUGUCCCUGGAGCACUACAGCCAGCCUCAGUCUCUGGAAACAGCACUGAAGUACUGCAACUACUUCUUCACCUCCACCUUUGUCAUUGAAGCAUCGCUCAAGCUGGUGGCCUUCGGAUUUCGGCGUUUCUUCAAAGACAGAUGGAACCAGUUGGACCUGGCUAUUGUACUGCUGUCAGUGAUGGGCAUCACACUGGAGGAAAUUGAGAUCAAUGCCUCACUGCCCAUCAACCCAACCAUCAUCAGGAUCAUGAGGGUGCUCAGGAUAGCACGAGUGCUGAAGUUGUUGAAAAUGGCCACCGGGAUGAGAGCAUUGCUGGAUACGGUCGUCCAGGCUCUGCCUCAGGUGGGGAAUCUGGGCCUUCUCUUCAUGUUACUCUUCUUCAUCUACGCCGCUCUUGGUGUGGAGCUCUUUGGUGAGCUGGUGUGCAACCUGGACUAUCCCUGCGAGGGAAUGAGUCGCCAUGCCACUUUUGAAAACUUCGGGAUGGCCUUCCUCACCCUCUUCCAGGUCUCCACGGGGGACAACUGGAAUGGCAUCAUGAAGGACACCCUACGGGAGUGCCCCCCGGGCCGCCCGAGUAGCGACUACGGUUGCCACGCCGGCCUGCAGUUCAUCUCGCCCAUGUACUUUGUGUCCUUCGUGCUCACGGCGCAGUUUGUCCUCAUCAACGUGGUGGUGGCGGUGCUCAUGAAGCACCUGGACGACUCCAACAAGGAGGCGCAGGAAGACGCCGAAAUGGACGCCGAGAUCGAGCUGGAGCUGGCCCAGGGCGGCCUCUGCUGCAUGAUGGGGGGUAUUGGGGCCAUCGCAGGCGCUACCAGUGCGGCCGCCGGCAUGGGCGGCAGAGCGGCUACCGCAGCAAUCGGGGCUCCGAGCAGUACUAUGACGGCGACACCAAAGGAUGGAGGAGGACCUUGUGGUCCUCAAGAGGGACUCGCUAAUCACAGAUGUCGACUUUAUUCUCCUGCUCAGGAGAGCCAGUGGCUGGACAGUGUAUCCCUGCUUAUUAAAGACUCAGCGGAAGGUGACAUGAUCGACAACCUCUCUGGUUCCGUCUUUCAUCACUACUGCUCCGCUCCCGUCUGCAAGGACUGUGAGGGACACCCGCAGGAGAUCCGGCUGGCGGAGGUGGAGCAGAUGUCCCUGAUGUCGGAGCAACUGUCGGACAAGUCGUCAUCUCCAGCGCUGCCUGACGACCUGAGCCUGGAUGAACAUGGAAGCUAUCAGCUCUUGGUUGGUGGAAGUCAGAGGGGCAGCAGUGACUCCCACAGUUCGGGGGAGUUGCCCACAGAUGUCCGCUACAGUGGGCUCCAUACUCCCGGAGGCAAUGAGGAGGAGGAGGAGGUGGACCAGGAGAUGUCUGAGGUUGGCAUCCGUCCUCGCUUGUGUCCUCCCUCGGUGGAACGACAAAGCCCGGCACACUGCAGAGAUGACUGCGUCAGCGUCAGCAAAGGAGCCCUCAGGUCGUCGCCGGUCUUUCAUCUGCCUGCCGACUUCUUUCACCCGGCUGCUGCGGCCCAACCGGGCGCUCCCGAAAUCGGUGCCAGCCCACGAGAAAGAGCGCCGGCCAGGUUGGCCUCGCCGACUUCCUGGGCCUCCCUCCGAUCACCCGGAGCUAACAGCGGGCCGCCGCAGUCACGGCACACGUCCUACAGUGACUUGUCCUCGGCUGCAGGCAGUUCAGAGAGCAGCAUGCAGGCAGCGCUCGAGGAAGGCCUCAGCUUUAGCGUCUCGCCACCUGGUGAUCCGGAUCUCCCAUGUCCACUUCUCAGCCACACCUCAAACCUGACUGAAGGCGAGCAGGAGCAGGGAUGUCCGAUGGUGAAGAAACACAACUCUCCAGUCCCCCUCCAGGCCAGUAGAGGCCAACAGAGAAGCCAGAGUAGCUCCGGUGGAGGCAGCUCCAGCCCCGGCUGCGACCGCCAGGACUGCAUGGACCCUUCCAACGAGGACACGGGGGCAGGGGAUUGUGGGCAUGCCUCUCUGAACAAUCUCUCGCUGACUUUGCCGCUUACGCCGGCAUCUUUGGUGCCCCCACUGGUGAAGAAAUGUAACAGCACAGGAACAUUGGACCAGACUAACAAGUCGGGCAGAGGUGGAUGCCAGCUCUCUGAGGACGAUGCUCAGAUGUACUGGACGGCGGCGGGUAGGGCGAGAGACGAAGACUGCGAUGUCACAGACUUCAGCGGGAAAAACAGCAGGGAAAGGGACUCGAACUCACGAAAGAACAGAUGAAACUCUUGACCAGGGAAAGAUUCUUCUGACUCGUUCUGUGAUCCCAAAUCGUCUUUGAACCGUCUGUUCUCUGUCACUCCCCUACUGGGAUUCGGCUGUUUGGGGUCGGUUGUUUUGUUCGGGCUUGUUCAGUGCUAACUCUGUCAUGACGGCAAGGAGCUUACAACCUUAAAGAUGUGUUCCUCCCGGGCUCUUGGUUGAAGCUUCAUUCAGAGGAAGCUGGCCUGAAAAACAGGGGCAACAGGAGACAACAGUAUUCUCAACCCAAGUGCAAAAAAAGGCAAUAGUCAGUUCUGGUCACAUGACACAUUUUGCUGAAGAAGAAGCAGGAUUUGAGUUGUUUUUAUCGAAAUAUCACUAAAAAGUAGCAUUGAACAACCAACGAGAUAUUUUAAAAGGUUGUCGAUUUUCUGUGAGCUUGUGUAGACUCAAGUGUCCUCGAAAGACCUUCCCCAUCAAGUGGUCCAGUUCGGUUUUGUAUGUCGCGAUACGAUUCUGAAGGCUAAACCUUGACGUGGCCUUUAUUCUAACAAGUGGGAUGAAAGUACCCAAAGUGUCACAAAUAAGGAGCCGUUCAAAAGCGCCAUCAAAUUCAGACACAAGGGGCACUUUAUGAAGUGCCCCCGAAUGGGGCGGCAUUCAUAUAUGUUUGCAAUUGGGGCUAUACAGGGGCUACAAAAAUUGGGUUGUAGUGACAUUUUGUUCCUGGUGUCACCGUUGCGCCCUUAGACCACCUAGACCGAUCCCUUAUAAGAUACCACCCAUCAUUGGGUAAACAAUCAAAGAAGGAACCAUUCUCGUCAUCUUGCUAAUUUUAACUGUGAAAACCCAAACAAAUGCAACCAAACUGGAGUUCUUGGUGGAAACUGGUCUUAGGAGCUUGCCAGUUCUGAGAGUGGACUGAGAGUGGAUCAUCGCUGCUGCUGCUGAGAAUACAUGUGGGCUCCUUGGUGGUUCUCACAUAUCCAUGAAAGGGCUAAAAAGUACCGAGUUGCAGACCUGGGCCAAAUACUGUUAGCGGGUCUUUGUUGCCAACCACAGGAACUUUUUGUCGGAGCAAGGUUUUAGACAUCGAUGCGAUUUAUUUACCUUGUCUUGUGUUGCGCCCCCAUGAUGGACAUCUUUGUGUCUUUGUUCUUAAACCAACGGCGGACUUUCCAGUUUAGUUUUAAAGGCUACCUCGGGGGCUAACUGCAAUCCCGUCGGUUUCGUCUUUCGUCACACAUCCGAUUUUGCCGUUCAUUGAAAAAAGCGGAAGCUGACGGGAUUAACAGUUCCAUACAAAGUCUUAUUUGACUCAGGUCUGCUGAAGUGUAGCAAGAGAACAAACAAACUAUGGUAAGCAAAUGCGGAACAAAAUGGCUCUCACUUGUAAACGUCAAGAAAAGCCACCGUUUACCCGACUGGCCGGGUAUGUAGUCAGGUGUGGUGUGUGGUGUGUGGUCCUCGCGGCCAUGUGUUGUUGUGAUGUGUUUGUGUCUCGCAUCCAGAGCAGGUAGACCUCAGGUGGACUUCAACGCACGCACCCAUUCAAACACACACACAAACACACACACGAGAUGUCAACACACACUGUGGUGUUUUUGUAGCUUCAUCUUCAUUCACUUACCUUUCCUCGGGGAAGCCACAGUAUUAGAUAAGUAUUGAGUCCCCACAACCCCCGCUACCCUCACCCGCCCUUUGGAGAUAUGCAAUACGCUAUAGUAGAUGUACAGUUAGAAGUAUGAUCUCAGAGAAGAUUAUAUUUAUUAUGACCGGUGUGAUAGAAUCAAAUGCCAGCUGGAUUGAAAGGUCACUGAAAGGAUGAUGUAGUGUCACCUGUGAUGUGUAUCAGGAACCCCCCCCAGCCCCCAGGCACCCCGCCUCACUGAGUUUUGUUCUGCAAAAAUGCAUGUGGGGUUCUGUUUCUGUUUCCCUAAAUGUCACUCUGGUGUCAUAUAAAAGUGAACAAGCUUUUUCGUGUCUCUGAUGGUCGUUCAUUCCCUGCCGCAUGUUGGAAUUUCCACUGCUAUGCUCAUUUUGGACUCCAACCUCAUCUGUCUUCUUCUUCAGGAAUUCAGCCAGGUAGUCCAGCUAGCAGCAUAUCAUGCACGGUGGAUGAGUGGUUAGCGCGUAGACCUCACAGCUAGGAGACAAGGGUUCAAUUCCACCCAUUAUUUCCUAUGAGGAAAAAUGCAUUUGG
Molecule: messenger RNA, 9390 nt
Organism: Doryrhamphus excisus (bluestripe pipefish)
Lineage: Eukaryota; Metazoa; Chordata; Actinopteri; Syngnathiformes; Syngnathidae
Source: RefSeq, a predicted model, not a curated record